AUGAGCGAUGGGGUCAAUACCCAGAAUUCAUCACCAAUGAGGGAUGGGGUCAAUAUCCAGAAUUCAUCACCAAUGAGUGAUGGGGUCAAUACCCAGAAUUCAUCACCAAUGAGGGAUGGGGUCAAUAUCCAGAAUUCAUCACCAAUGAAGGAUGGGGUCAAUAUCCAGAAUUCAUUGCCAAUGAGUGAUGGGGUCAAUAUCCAGAAUUCAUCACCAAUGAGUGAUAGGGUCAAUACCCAGAAUUCAUCACCAAUGAGUGAUAGGAAGUUAUGGGGAAUAGACAUCAACAUGUAUGGAAUGUUGCAACAAAUCAUGGCAUACAAAGAGUUUAAACAACAUCAAUUGAAAACGGAGCCGACUGAGAGUACCGGUACCAGUGUGGAUUACUCAAUCUCAUCAGAUGUAUCCAUGUUUCGCUUUAGUAAAAGAGUUCAACAAACUAUUGCUGCGUUGCUGAGCACUUUUAUGGUGACGGGUCUUCUGGCAUGGUAUUACAUCAUCCAGCAUGGACACACAGUUGUACUUCAGUUGGGACCGCUGGAACUUGAUAGCGGUCUUCAACAAUUGACUGUUGGGGAUAGUAAUAAUGAAGGUAAAAAGUUGAUAAUUGAUAUUGGUAAGCACUUAUCAAUGACGUCAAUUCCGAUGCAGUGUGAAGAUGUCGGUGGACGAAUGAAUCUUUGCAUAGAAUGGAUAGAAGACGAAUCCGAGCGGUCAAAUUUGAAAAUAGCGCAGAUGAGGGUGGACCUCAAUACGAUUGAUACCAAAGCAACAUGUUAUGAAGUAAAGUGGCAAGUGAUGUCGCAUAAUUUUGUUCCCGAGGACUGUAUCAGUUUUGGUAAUGAACAUUGGUAUGGUGGAGCGGUAGCCUAUCGUCAAUACCUAGUAUUGGAAAAGGGCCAUGUCAGUAUGCAGCCGUAUGUGACGGGUGAUAUAUGGGAUAAUGCAAAAGGGUACGGAUCUGUAUUGGAUCGAAUAUGGAUGUCAAGCCAUGGAAUGAUGAUUGUCGUUCCCGAUACUGUCCCGUUGCAUGUUAGUGUCAAUCAACCCACAGGAUAUUUUUGUCUCAAAGCCGAUUAUACUGACUCUUCGUACAAAAGUUACGAUGAUAAAUUUGUAAAUCUGAAGUACACUAUUUGUGAUGCUAAAAACAUCCGAGACAUUCAGGAGUAUGUACAAGUUCGAUACCUCUUCCCUCCAAAUGGAAAACCUGAUGAAAGUGUGGUCAACUUUCCAAUAUGGAACAUCCGAUCGUAUGACAUGAAUACGUACACUAAUCAGAGUGAUGUGUUGGAUAUAGCAGCCCAAAUCAAACAGCACAGUUUCAACCACAGUCAGUUAGUUAUAAGCGACAGAUAUAGCAUGCAUCAUGGUGACCUCACGUUUGAUCCAAACAGGUUUCCAGAUCCCGGAUUAAUGGCUGAUAGUCUGCAUGAAAUGGGAUUUCGCAUAGGACUGAAAGUUAAUCUCUUUUCCAGUGUAAUGUCCGAAGCAUUCAAAGAAGGAUCUCGCAAGGGAUUCUGGGUAACCUAUGGUGAGAGCGACGUCCCCGGUCUUGUUAAACGAUACGGAAAUGUCGGAGUGCUGCUAGAUUUAACAAAUGAGAAAGCAAAAUCUUGGUAUAAAAAACGACUUUCCAAUUUACUAAGUCACGUUGAUGUUCUUCAUUUUGACGGGGGUCAGGCUCAGUAUCUUCCAUAUCAAUACGAUGUACAUCGCACUUAUUUGAUGCGAAAUCCCAAUAUGUAUUCAAAAAUGUUUGUGCAAUUGGCAACUGAUUUAGGAAAUCAGAAUCAGUUACAGAGUGGAUGGGGUACGCAGAGGUAUCCCAUUUUUUUGCGGAUGAGCGAAAAGAACUCUGGAUGGUGCUACAGCAAUGGAUUGAAAUCUGUCAUUCCGACUGUACUUCUGUACGGAAUUCUGGGAUAUCCAUAUGUUAUUCCAGCUGCAAUUGGAGGCAAUCCCAUGGGGAAUACGGAUAUGGAUGUUAAAACAGAGGGGCUACCCGAGAGGGAACUUUACAUUAGGUGGAUGCAAGUAGUGACUUAUCUGCCAGUUAUGGAGUUUACCACGUUGCCAUGGCAGUAUGAUGCUGAAGUUGUGAGAAUUGCUCAUAAACUGGUGAAAAUUCAUGAAGUCAUAGUGGCACCUAUGAUUAAUAAUCUUACGCUGGAAUCUGUGCAAAAUGGUGCACCAAUUAUCCGUCCUGUAUGGUGGGUGGCUCCCAACGAUCCAAACACACUUGCACUGGACACAGAGUUCUUAAUUGGUGAUGACUUUCUGGUGGCGCCAAUUCUCGAGAAGGACGCACGGAAGAGAGACAUCUAUUUACCUAAAGGGGAUUGGAAGGCUCUACUGAAUGGAAAUAUAUACGAAGGUGAAAAAUGGAUUCGAGAUUUUCCCAUUGAACUUGAUGCAAUUGCAACAUUUCAGAGAAUGGAUACACUGAGUUAA
Saccoglossus kowalevskii is the source of this 2454-nucleotide messenger RNA. RefSeq names its product alpha-galactosidase MYORG-like. Gene Ontology annotation, biological process: carbohydrate metabolic process. The record is from RefSeq and is a predicted model, not a curated record. Gene Ontology annotation, molecular function: hydrolase activity, hydrolyzing O-glycosyl compounds. Lineage: Eukaryota; Metazoa; Hemichordata; Enteropneusta; Harrimaniidae.